Mesorhabditis spiculigera is the source of this 249-nucleotide messenger RNA. Lineage: Eukaryota; Metazoa; Nematoda; Chromadorea; Rhabditida; Rhabditidae. The record is from the annotation of a GenBank genome assembly.
AUGUUGCAGACGCUGCAGAAGAAAUCGGGCCAAAUGUCGUUCCAAGCGCGCAUGUCGCACGAGGUGUUGGUGCAUGCCGUCUUCGCCGAAGCAUUCAUCCCGCUCACCUUUACGGUGCCGAUCUUGGCCAACUCGUUGCUCUGCUACUUCUACACCGACAGCCUCCAAGCCGCCGCUCGCGACAAAACAGCGCAGGACCGCGAGGACGCCCAGGCGGCGCGUGACAUCAUGGAGAUGAAUUUGGCUGAG